Messenger RNA from Amphibalanus amphitrite, 2090 nucleotides. Its product is annotated as transmembrane protein 161B-like. The transcript has 12 exons. NCBI's taxonomy places the organism in Eukaryota, Metazoa, Arthropoda, Thecostraca, Balanomorpha, Balanidae. The record is from RefSeq and is a predicted model, not a curated record. Bases 160 to 1584 code for a protein of 474 amino acids.
GAUUGUGAGGUGGUUUUCUUUGGAUUUUAUUCCUUUCCAUGGAACCUGGUUGGAUUUGACAUAAAUGGAUGAGUGAAGGGCUCCUCUUAGUGAAAAAGAAGUCCAUCAAUACAUACAUACUUUUCCUUGUAGUGUGCUAUAUAAAAACUCUGAACAGAUAUGGCGCUGUUUGGAACCCAGCUCAUCAUCACGAUGGUGGCAGCCUGCGUAUUGCAGAAGUUGGGACCCUACUACUCCCUGGCCAGGUGGCUGCUCUGCUCCAGCGGCCUGAGGAGAUAUCGAUAUCCCACGGAUGACAAGCUACGAGAGGCGGCGGGACUGGCCAAAAACGGCAAGAAGAAAGGGAAACACGAGGAGAAAACAGACAAUGGCUUUCUCAUACCAAAGAACACAGAGUUUGAGCUGGACACGGCGCCCGUGGAGCAUUUCGAGGUGAUCGGUUUCAACUUUUACACCGAGUACCAGUGGCUGGUGGACUUUGCCGUCUGGACCAUGGUCGUUUACGCCAUUACGGAGUGCUACUCGUGGCUGGUGGGGCCGCGGGACGAGGUGAACCUGAGCAUGCUCUGGUGUCUGAUGGUGCUGGGGUUCGCGGUGCGGCUGCUCGGCCGGCUGACGGCCGUGUUUUUCCGCUCGACGGACGGCUCCGGCGAGCUGGAGAUCUGCGCCGUCUCCGGGCUGGCCUACUUUGUCGUCUCGAUGGUGAUCCUGGUGACGAGUAACGACCUGCUGGAGCUGCAGCUGGAGCAGGCCUACGGCAGCUUCAAUGAGAGCGCCACCCACUUCCUGCGCGCGCACGGACUCGGCUCCAGCGGGCCGGCGUCCAUGUUUGCGUUCCGGCUGCUGCUGGCUGUGCUCUCCGGGUUCGCCGGCGCCAUCCUGAUGUUCCCCGGACUGCGCUACACACGGAUGCACCGGGACUGUAUCAGGGUGUCCUCCGAGAACCGUGCGCUGCAGCUGCUCUACCACGUCAACUUUGUGAUGCCGCUGCUGAACGUGCUGACCUGGGUGCGGCCGCUGUCGCGCGCCUACCUCACCGAGAAGGACAUGCCGUCCACGGGCGCGCCGCUGCUGAGUGACGCCUGGUUCGACAGCCUGCGCCUCUGGCUGCUGGUGGCCACUGUGGUGCUCCGCAUGCUGCUGAUGCCGCGUCACCUGCAGGCCUACCUCAACAUCAGCCAGGACAAGCUGGACAGGAUCCGCAAGGAGGCCGGCAGGAUCCGCAGCACAGAGCUGCAGAAGCGGAUCGUCAGCGUGUACUACUACGUGUGCGUGGCGGCUCUGCAAUUUGUCACACCUCUCAUACUCAGCCUGUACUUGGCGCUCAUGUACAAAUCACUCGGCGGGUACUCGUGGCUGGGCGCGGCGCCCGUCUCCGACCCGGAGCUGUCCCCGCUGCCGGCGCCGCCCACCGCCGACCAGCUGGGGUCACCCAGCCACCACGUCACCUUCACACUGGCGGCCGUGAAGCGGGUGUUCACGCCAGGCUUCUACCGCGGCCUGCUGGGCUACCUGACCUGGUGGACCAGCUUCGUCAUGUUCACCAGCUCGGUGGUGGGCUCCUCCCUGCUCGGCUACACGUGAACCUGGCGGAGGCGGCGGCAGUAGCAGCAUCCUAGUCAGUGUGCCGUGGCGCGGGCGUGCCCUAGGGAGGGAGGGAGGGUCGGCUGUACCAGUCCGGGCAGCCGGUAUGGGUAUCACAUCCCUACAGAUCUGAUGGAGUUAGGCAGAGUCUCCGUGCCAUACAGUCCGUCUCCCCGUCCCGCCGUGGUGACGUUUCAAUUGAACCCCGUCUGCAGUCAUGUGUGGUGUCGUUUGAGGUUUGAAGCGUGACCGUGUCAAUGGGUGAGAGCGGAGUCAGCCGAAAUGGAAGUGGAGAGGGAUGCAGCGCUCGGAACCUGCCAGUGUCUAUUUAGGAAUGUGAAUCGAAACGUUGGGGGCAAACAGUGUAAGGCAAACGUUCGCAUCAGCUGUUGUUUAUAUUUGUACUUUUUUACCUGAAUGAGUGCCUGGAUGUGGUGGUAUGAAUGAUUCAUUCGUUACAGUUUCUCUUGGAAUGUUGUUGAUUAUAAAUAAAAUACAGUAAGCAA